Molecule: messenger RNA, 3736 nt
Organism: Bolinopsis microptera
Lineage: Eukaryota; Metazoa; Ctenophora; Tentaculata; Lobata; Bolinopsidae
Exons: 18
Coding region: 96-2297 (733 amino acids)
Source: RefSeq, a predicted model, not a curated record
AGCAUGGCGCUCAGCACCUAAAAUGUCCUCCAUCCUUCCUCGAAGACAAAUGUCCUGAAUAACUUCCCAGCUACGGGUGAAGAAGAGAGCUGCCUAUGUCCCGUAAGCACUAUAGACUGAGCAAUGGAAUCGUGGGAAGAGUUAGCGUUAUUAGCCUCGGAGAGAUCAACGAGGAAAUGUCCAAACAGAUGAGCUGGUGGCAUUUUGAAAGGACGGGUAAACACUACCGUUACCAGCCGGGAUUCCACUCAAAACGCCCUGUUACCUUCCCGGACGGAACAAAGUCCGGGAUAGACUGCCGGGUUGUCCGGCUGGAUAACGUCAUCGCACCCCGCUUCAAGUGUACCGCCACCCACCCUAAAACUGGCCUGAUUGUCGAUGUGAUAGAAUCUUCAGCGAGCGCAGCAGCCAACAAAAUCCUGGACCUGUUAGAUGUGAACACCAACAAGAGGUGGUCAGGUCCCGAGUUCUUCGGUUUUACGAAGCCAGAUGUUGCACGCGAGCUGAUGAAAGACAGCGAGCAUUUCCUUCCCGAACACUUUAACAAACGCAAGAAGUUCAUGGAUGAGAAGAACGCCAGCACAAACCAAGCCAUUGAGAGCUGGAACAUGGUAAAAUACUCCGCUCCAAAAGACCUGCUGUUCUCCAACCUGUACGCCCCGACCAUGGUCAGCUCCCUGGCUAACGAUGCCAUGGUUAAGAACCUGGAGAACGGUAUCCACAGUCUCUCCUCCACCUCCAACCACAACAGCCCCACUCGGAAUGAUAACAAUGAUAACCACGCGUUGAACGGGUUGUUGCUGAACGGUAACGGUUCACUUCCUGGUCUGGUACUGAACUCUCUGGCUACCACCCACAGUUCACCUGUCACCUCCAACACAAGUCCCGUAUCAACCGGUUCAAGAAGCGAGGAAGCCCUCAAUGUAACCUGGGUUGAACUGCAGAGCGUGGGAAAAGCCUAUCCUACUCCGGAUCAGUUUUGGUUUUACAAGCACUCCAAUCGGAGGUACAGGUUGCAGCCGGGGUACCGCGCUCUGCGGUGCGCGCGCAACACCAGCAACGAGGAAGUUUUCAUCCUCAGCGAGAUUCUCGCAAAAGAAGGUCGGCCUUUCUACAGAUGCUCCUGCAAGAAUUCCUCCCGGGAAGACUUCAACUCAACCAAAGUUGUGCAGGAGUUCAUGAAGGAAAUUGAUAUCCCGACAAAGAAAGCGUGGGCAGGACCUGACUUCUUCGGCCUGACUCGGAGUGCGGUGUUACAACAAUUGUUAGCAACAGAACAGGAGGAGAAGUUGUGUGCUAUUACUCCCACCUAUCUGCCCAGCCCUAUCUCUCCUGUAUCCAGAGCUAAUGCGAGUUUGUUUGAGCCGUUGUCACAGUAUCUCGACAGUCAGGGAUACCGGAAUAUCAACCACACAGGAAAUCUGAAGAACCCCUUCACUUACCCCGGAGGCAAACUUCCUACUUCUAUGAAUUCGCCGAUCGCGGGUCUGACAAUGCCACCACUGAACGGUCAGCUCAUGCAGAGUGGUAUCAACUCCAUGCUAUCAGUUUCACCUGACAUGUUGUCCCCCCGGUUCAUGCAGAGUCUACCCAACUUUAUGAACGCGAGUAACUCCCCAGUGACCAGUGUACCUUCCAACGGUACCCUCACCCCAAAUCGCAGCUCCUUCUCCAGGUACAUGUGUGUGAACAUGACGGAGUGUAUCAGACAGCUGAAACUGUUCAUCAACUCACUCUACGCUCUACAACAGGACGAUAAGAUGAACCUUAUUCAGUUACAGAAGCUGAACACGGAUAUGGAGAGGCUGAUGUUACUGCUGAAAAACGAAACUGCUGAUUUGAACCAGAAGAUUAACUCAGUUGAUAAGAAAGCUUUUGUUUCUCCAGCCAGUGGAUCAGGGUUUAUAAAGCUAGAGUGUGACGGAGAUGGGAGACUUGUAGACCAGAGCACGGAGACAGAUCCCUCAUCUGGCAUCAACUUGGAGCUGGAGAAACUCAGAGAAGUCUUGGUUCAGUGUAACUCCUGCCAGAACUCAGUAACCUUCUGCUCUGGCUGUGGAGGACGUCUUGCCCUCUUUGUACCAGGGUCCACAACCGGUACUAGCGCUGCGGAGGCGGUGUCCACCUCCCCUGACGAUGCAACUGUUGUGAAGAGUGAGGCAGCGGUUUCCAGCAGUGCUGAAACUACUAAUGGUAGUCCUAAAACCGAGGAAAAACCGAGCAACUGGCCGCUAGAAUGCGACAAGAUCUCGGAGCAUGCCUGCAAGAAAAUAAAGCUGAACAACAAAGGACUGUAGAGGGUCCUUGUGCGAGAACGUUAUCUUAUCGUAACGAGAGAAGAGAGAGAUUGUUAUCUGUAGACUCUAUCUUAGAGCUACUAUCUUAGAGCUGACUCUAAUUCUUUAAGUGAUAAGGGAAUGAGGAGAGAACCGUUGAGUUGUAGUAGUACAUAUAUCUGAACCCCGUAUAAUAUCGGGUACGUUAUUUUUACUGAGAAGAGUAGACGAAGAAUUGAAGAGAAAUAUAAAUACAUUUGCCAAGACGAAAAACGGAUAUUAAGAUUGAGCAACAAAUACAAUUUGUUCCCAUAUAAUAGUCGGCGGUAUAUUAGUCGGCGGUAUAAUAGUCGGCGGUAUAUUAGUCGGCGGCUCUGUUUUGAAAGAAGAUUUGUUACAGCACAUUGAGCCCGAAAUGAGAAUUGCUGUGAAAUUUUAAAGGAUUUAGCCCUACUUGGGGUAACCAAAGGAUGAUAUCAUCAAUGAUGAAUUAUAAUGCGUGGAUGGAGUUCGAGGGUAUCGCCUCCGUGUCCGUUCCGAAUAGCACACAUUGCAACGUGGUUGCUAAGCAACGGAGGUGAAUUUGUGGAAUGAAACGGAGCACUUACACCGACAAAUCUUGUUCUUUUAAGAUGCUGACAUUUUUAUUGACUUAACCAAUCGUUCAAUUUGAUCGACUUCAAGGCCUCUUAAUUUGGAUUUGACAGUUUGUCUAGGUGUUGGUCUCCGUUUAGACGAUAUGAUUCAGAUUGGUUUUUAAAUAAUUGCAUUGUUGAAGAUGUAAAUGGUUGCCAUGGUAACAGUGUUUAAUUUUUGGUUAUAAAAAUAAAUUAUUACGCGUUGAUGUCAGCAUAUAUGAUAUAUAUGAUAUAUAUGAGUACAGCUGGAAAGCUUUUGGCAUUUUUGCUAGACUUAACCUCGCCCCUACCGUGGUAUGAGCCACACUGUGCCCAAUGUUAUUAUAUAAUCGAUAAUUUAUUAACAAUUUUAUUAGUGCCAUGGGUGAUUUGUGCAUGUUUGUUGUAACAAAAGAAGCUAAUCUUUCGCACCAAUCUAGAUAUAUUAUAAUGAUGGAUCGUCUAUGAUAUAUGAAUUAUUUUAUAGAUAUUCACAGAACCUAUAUCAUGAGGUUAAAUAGUUAUAUCGUAACAUAUAUUAUAUAAUUUUACAGUAUAUUGCAAGGAAAUGUUUUGCCACUGUGUCGAACGAAUUGUUAGUAUGUAUUUUUUGGAAUAUUAGUGUGCCGUUUUGAUCUUUCGUAAGUUUUUAAAGUACACAGACAUUGAUGAUAUGUUAUAUCGCUGGGUCACCAGCCCGGCCCCCUUUUUGCGUCAUGAAGCAUUUUAUUUUAAAUGAUCAGACUAUUAUAUAUGAUGACCACAGCGCUAAUUAUGCAUAUGAUGUAUCUCUAUUAUAUUAUUAUGUGUUACAUUGAAUUUCUUUGCACCAGAGCAGAUACC